Armigeres subalbatus is the source of this 1029-nucleotide messenger RNA. RefSeq lists its product as uncharacterized. Gene Ontology annotation, biological process: DNA integration. The record is from RefSeq and is a predicted model, not a curated record. Bases 1 to 1029 code for a protein of 342 amino acids. Gene Ontology annotation, molecular function: nucleic acid binding. The transcript has a single exon. Lineage: Eukaryota; Metazoa; Arthropoda; Insecta; Diptera; Culicidae.
AUGUCUUCUGACGCGGAAAAAUAUGUGAAAUCUUGUUCCACUUGUGCCAUAAAUGGACGACCAGAGCGACCGCCACCAAUGCAAAGGGCAUUUGCUCCAAAGGGUGUGUGGGAAACAAUCGCCCUGGAUUUUAAUGGACCAUAUCUUAAGCUAGGAGGAAUAUCCAUUCUAGUCAUAAUCGACCUACGUUCUAGGUAUGCAAUUGCGCGACCUGUGAAAAUAACUAAAUUUGAGCACACUAAAGCUGUUUUGGAUGCCGUUUUCGAACGUGAAGGAUAUCCCAAAGCUAUGAAAUCCGAUAACGGACCACCUUUCAACGGCGAAGAGUAUUCUAAAUACUGCUCCGAACGCGGAAUCCAAACGAUAUUUUCUACUCCAUUCUACCCUCAGCAGAACGGCCUGGUAGAAGGCUUUAUGAAGGUCGUAAAUAAAGCCAUGUCUACCGCGUUAGCCAAGGGGGGAAAUCAUCAGAAAGAAUUGCAAGCAGCAGUUCAUUCUUAUAAUGCCGCGGAUCACAGCAUAACUAAGCUACCACCAGAAGAGGUGCUAACCGGCCGUAAGAUCAAACGCGGAUUGCCACUUUUGAACUAUGGGAAAAACGAUCAUAAUGAUCUGUUACUCGAUGUAAGAGACCGUGAAGCUAAUUUACAAUCGAAAGAACGAGAGGACGCGAGACGUGGAGCGAAGGUGAGUAAGGUUAAGCCAGGCGAUACUGUUGUUAUCGAGCGUCCAUCGCGAGGUAAAGGUGACAGCAGAUUCGGCUUGAAGCGGUUCACAGUAGUGCAUGAGAAUAACGGCAGUUUGACGCUUUGUGAUACGGAGGGUCAUCAACUGAAGAGGCACGUGACACAGGCCAAGAAGGUCCAACAGUGGCGGGAUCCUGCGCCUAAGGAAACUUGUGGUGAGACUAGCAAUCCAGUAUUUUCUUCCAUCGACGAGUCCCGCGAACGUCCCAGGAGAGAGCGACGGCUUCCUGUCUACCUGUCCGAAUACGUGCGGGCAACUGAGAAAAAUUUGGAUAUGCAUUAG